CCAACUAACCAUCAUGGAUCGUACCGCAGUCCAACACAAUCUUCUAAAUCAGGGUCUCACCAUCAUCCAGAAGAUCACUGUUAUCCUUCUCAUGUAGAAUCAAACCACCAUAAUCAUUCGCCUUCACCACCACAUCACCACCAUGGAAUUCAUCACACCUCAUCUUCCCACCAUCAUUCCACACAUUCAGAAACUUCCCACCAUCAUUCCCAUCCAAAAUCUCAUCACUAUGACUCGCCUCUUUCUCCUCCUCCUCUCCACCAUCACAGAGAAAACCAUGGUUCACCAUCGCCAUGAUCUUUCCCAUCCUACUCAUUCCCCCAACCCUGAUCAACACCAUCACACUAUAGUUUCAGAACCAGAACACCAUAAUUUCCAUGAAAAUUCCCACUCUGAAACUCAGCAAUACUCUCAUUCACGUGAUACAUCCCCUACUCCUGAACACCAUUAUUAUUCUUCCCAUACUGAUACUCACCAUAAUCCUCCUCAUUAUCAUUUGUCUGGCACUCAGCCAAAAAUCCCUGUACACUCUAAUUCACCCCAUCUUAAUGAAAAUCAUUUCAACUUACAUUCAGAGUCCACAAAUCACGGUACAUCACAUUAUAAAGCACACCUUUCCAAUUUGGACUUCCACCAUCAAAGUGAUCGUAAUUCUCCGGAACCUCACCCUCACCAUUUCCACUCAGUAAGUCAUGAUAACCCCCCUGUUGAAUCAGAUCAUUACCAUCACCACAAAUCUCAGGAAUCCCACCAUUAUUCCCAUUCAAAUGCCCAUCACCAGUCCAGUCCAGAGACCAACCAUUCUCCACAUCAUGGGAUUUCAAAAUCUCAUCAUCAUUCCCAUCCAGAUUCCCACCAUCAUCAUUCCAAAGAUCACCAUCAUCACCAUGACCAUCCGGACUCACAGAUUCAGCAUUCCCAUACAGGACACCACCUCUAUCAUUCAGAAUCAAACCACUAUCAUUCCCACUUCAAAGAGGAUCAUCACAAUGAUGAUAACCCAAGCCAUCUUCGCCACUCUCCAGUGGGCCAGCGGUCUACUUCUCCACUUUCUAACAAGUCAGAUUCAUCUGCAAGCUCCAUUAUCCAGUACGAUCAAUCCACAGGGAGCUACCAAGAGUCAUCCUCCUUCCCAAAGGAAAAGGAUUCAUUGGAGAGGUUAAUGUUGUUACAGGAGCAGAAUGAGGCUCUCCACCACAGCUUGCUGCAGACCACAACACAAAUUAAAUGCAUGGGAGCUGAGUUCAAAACCGGACACCAGCUCCUUGAAUCUGAGUUACAAAGAACUCGCACUGAGCUUAGCAGCUUAAUGGAGCAAUUCACAAGGCUUCAGGACAACUACUCCUGCACACAACAGACCAGCCACCUUCUGGAGAAAAAACUGCAUUGUGUGUCUCAAAGUAUGGAUGGAGAGCGAGAGCGACUGAACGAGCGAAUCUCAGAGCUCACAGAACAUCUGUCUGCAGCCAAGACCACCAUCCAGACUCUAGAGACCAUUAAUGUCACAUCAAUGCUACAGGAUGCCCUGGAGAAACAUCUGAAGUCUGAUGAUCCCAUAACACACCCACUUCCAGCCGCAGCUCCUCCAGCUCCCUUCAUGAGCAGUGACCUUUAUGAGAAAGUGUCCGAUGACCAGUCGCUGGGAACCCUCCCGGAGGAGGAGGAAUCCGACUGGUCAGAAAUGGGGGAGGAGGCACGACACUUCAGUCAUGCAGAUGCAGUGUAUUUCCAGUGGCAGCAGAGGCAAGGCGGCUGGGGAAUGGUGGACACGGAGAGCGAGUCCGGGGGUGAGGAAAGCAAAACUCAUCAAGCUGGUCACGGCCUACAGAUACCGCAUCUCAAGUUCACCGUCCACCCCGAAACCCUGCCGGUUCCCAUUGAGGAUGCCAGCCUGGCCCGAUUCAAGCCGAGUCCCGAAGGUUACCGGAUCACAGAGGUGCGUGACCUGGGCUCCUCCAUCCGCAUGCUCUCCGUCAGCCUGGAGGACAUCCACUCCACCGGACAUCUGAAGCAGCAGCAGGAUCAUCUCGUCCAGCUGAGGAGCAAUACAUCCAUGAUGGACCUGCACCUGUCACAGUCUGACUCGUAUGCAGACCAGAUCACGUGUGACUGGAGAGGAGCGGGCAGAGAGGACAGAAGCGGGAUGCUUGGGCUGGAGUCUGCUCAGAAAAUGCUCAACCACUUUAUUCAUGAAGGGGAGAGCACACACCUGUGAUUAACACCUGAGACGUGCUAGAACUGGAAAUGUGCAUUAUAUAUUGAUUAAUAGGCCAAAUGCCUAUUUAGGCAUAGUUUUACUCUACUCUCUCUCUCUAUAAAAGUAUUAUAUUUAAUGUAGCAAUUUACUCCUGGUUGAUGUUUGUUAGGAAAACUUAGAUUUGAAAAAGAAUUAUUAGCAAUGGGAUAUGUCAAAAUAAAGUCAGUAAAAUGGAGAGUCAGUGCUAAGUCGGUUGUGUUUAGUUUGGGAUCACAGUGACAGAUAUAUGUCUCCCAGGACACAAGAUGAUCUCACAGUGUUUUCCGAUUCUAUAUGUAGCUUUUGGGUUUGGUAUAAAGACAAAACACUGCUAUUUUCCUUAAAUAAUGUACAAAAGCUACAAAAACCUGCUCAUUAGAUAUUUAUUUAAUACACAUUUUUAAUCUAAUGCUUUAGGGCCACAUCCUUAUGUGUUUUUAAUUCUUCUAAUACUCUUACUUCUACAUUUUACUCUUUACAAUAUUUCUUUAUUACCUUUACCUGUGUAUGAGAACCAUGGCAGCACCAAGAAGAAUAAAUAUGUAAAACCUCCGUUGAAGUAUAACUAUACAACGUCAAGUUAAAGGAGAGAAUCAGGAGUGAAAAACAUAGUAGAGUCACUGUAAGACUAUUCAUGUGUAGUUCUUUUUCUUCAUUUAUUUUGGUGAAAGAUUAAGUGAAAGAUAAUAGGAAAAACAUUACCAAUGUGAUAUGUAGUUGAUCCCAUGUUUUCUCCCUAGAAAAAUGCGAAUGCACAUUUAAAAUGUAAUAACCGGAUGUUAUAUUUCAUGCUAAUCUGUAGUUAUAUGAAUGACAAUAUAAUAGAAGAUUAAAUAAAAAGUACAUUGCAUUGUUUUGACAAACUCCAGGUGUUGCAGGAUGUUAUUUUGAUUUUUAAUUAUUAUUAGCCUAUCGUUCUUUAUUCUUUUUUUUUUUUUAAGUAGUAGUGGUAUGUCAGCUUGUAAAACUGAUUUUCCUUGCUGUUGAUGUUUGUAUAAAUGUCUGUAAUUAUUUGCAUGUUAAUAUAAAUAAAAGUACAAUAAACAUGAA
Carassius gibelio (silver crucian carp) is the source of this 3286-nucleotide messenger RNA. RefSeq names its product probable serine/threonine-protein kinase DDB_G0280133. The coding region runs from base 143 to 2215 and encodes 690 amino acids. The transcript is spliced from 7 exons. Lineage: Eukaryota; Metazoa; Chordata; Actinopteri; Cypriniformes; Cyprinidae. The record is from RefSeq and is a predicted model, not a curated record.